AUGGCGCUCUCGUCCCCUGAGCGCCAUGCAGAGCGAUCCCCGGAGUCACCUCCGGAAGAGCACCUUGCUCACAUCUCAGAAGUGCUGCGUCAGAGCGACCUAGAAGUGUCAAGCUCUGGCACAUCGCGGCCCGAGCAGGAAGAAUGGACGGCAGCCUUUCGCCAGGCAGUCGGCUAUGUGUCCGGGGACGCCUCCUGGAGUGGAGGGGAGGCUUGGCCUCAAUCCCUGGCCGCCAAUGUUCUCGAUGCGAUCUCUAACUACGUGCCGGAUGGCUGGGUUCAGGAUGAUGCGGGCGACUCUUCCGAAUCGCGCGGGAGUGGGAAUGGCUCGAAGAGCGACGAGAGUGCUCCGUCCGACGGGAAGGGAACGAACUCCCAACUAAGAGCCGUUCGCCAGCGUUUCGACAGCAUGGCCAGCACCUCCUUGUCCGACACAGAGACGAAGGAGGACGGAGAUGAAACAUCGGCACCUUUCAACAGCCCUCGAGGUCUGGAGGCCGCGCUGAAGGAGUUGACCCACUACAAGUUUGAGUCCGAAGGCAGGGACCGAAAGACGCAGCUGCAGGUUCCGGACCUGCCAUCGGCACCCAAGGAGCUGCAACCUCCCCUGCCUUUGAAAGAGCCUGUUCUGCCGGAGGACGAGCCAGACAGGGAGGUCCAGGAGGCGAAGUGGUGGUGGCACUUUGCAGAUCUGACUCCAGCAUGCUUGAACUGCUCUGGUCCGAAUGGGCUGGAACCGGAGAUAUGCAAAGAGACCGAGGAGUGCAUCCACGAGAAGGCAUGCUGCUGCAAGCCAGUUUGCUGGCGAACACGGCCCGAUGGGGAGGUGCCACCAUAG
Messenger RNA from Symbiodinium sp. CCMP2592, 837 nucleotides. The record is from the annotation of a GenBank genome assembly. NCBI's taxonomy places the organism in Eukaryota, Dinophyceae, Suessiales, Symbiodiniaceae.